AGUACAUGCGCUUGGACGAGUACCUGUAGGACAGGUGCAUUCGAGCUAGUGCGUCACCACUUUAUUGCGCGCUGAGAGAUCAUCAGGCCCGUCUCAUGGCGGGUAAAUAUUGGUGUACAUCAUGUUCGUGUCUGGAGAUGAUUCGGGACGGGCUCUUUGGUAAAAAAAACAACCACCAAGUCAAGAAAGGUACCGGGAACGAGAACGAUGCCGACCAGCCUGUUGAUUUGGAUAAUGGGUCUUCCAUACAGUACAAGGUACACCGCGAAGCGCUCCAACCUCCCAAAGCCGCAGAGAGUGCCAUUUAUAAGGCUCUUUGGUCGUUCGUUGCCCGGGCAGACGAUGAAGUGACUUUCAAGGAAGGAGAUCUCUUCAAAAUAAUCAGUCGGAACGGUGACUGGUGGACCGCGCAGAAGAUAGAUAAGAAUGGGAGAUGUUUGGUGACAGGGAUCGUGCCAAAAAACUACCUUGCCCGAGGAGAAUCUGUUGAGGCACAACCCUGGUAUUUUGGGAAGAUGGACAGAUUUGAGGCGAUGAACCUUCUACUGUCUCCGGAGAACGCGAAAGGAGCUUUCCUCGUCCGCCUCAGCGAGAAAGACAGCGUGGGACAUGUCCUAUCAGUGAAAUAUGACAAACAGGUGAAACAUUUUAAAGUGGUUGAGGAAGGGGAGCAGUUUCACCUGGACCAGGCCAAACACUUUUGCACUUUAAUGGAUCUGGUGGAGUUCUACUCAACAAACAACCUGGGUUCUCUGCUCAGGCUGAGACAGCCCUGCGCCAGGAGUGAGCCCAAGCCAAAGGACCUGAGCCACAGCACGGUGGAUGGGUGGGAGCUGCCCAAGGAGGAGUUCUCCCUGGAGGAGAAGCUGGGCAGCGGAUACUUCGCUGACGUCUUCAGGGGUCAGUGGAAGAAGCUCAUCAACGUGGCCAUCAAGAUCCUCAAGAACGAUGAGUUAAACCACAAGGAGUUCCAGCGGGAGGUGCAGAUGAUGAAGAAGCUCCACCAUCGUCACCUCAUCUCGCUGUUCGCCGUCUGCACCGCCACGCCCCCCUACUACAUCAUCACCGAGCUCAUGGAGAAGGGCAACCUCCUCGACUUCCUGCGAGGUGGUGAGGAGGGUUCAUGUAUGGACCUGGUGUCUCUGGUGGACAUGGCUGCCCAGGUGGCUGAUGGGAUGGCAUACCUGGAGGAGCAGCAGAGCAUCCACAGAGACCUGGCAGCGCGGAACGUUCUUGUUGGGGAGAACAACAUCUGCAAGGUGGCCGACUUUGGGCUGGCGCGGGUCAUCAAGGAGCCUUUCUACAUCUCUGAGGAGAAGAACAUCCCUUUCAAGUGGAGCGCCCCGGAGGCCAUCAGCCACGGAAAGUUCUCCAACAAAUCUGACGUCUGGUCUUUUGGCAUCCUGUUGUACGAGAUCCUCAGCUAUGGAUCGGUGCCCUACCCAGCCUUCAGCAACUUGGAAGUCUACAGCCAGGUGUUCAAUGGAUACAGGAUGCCGGCUCCGCCCAAAUGCCCAGACAUCCUCUAUGACAUCAUGCUGUCCUGCUGGAAGGACCUUCCCUCUGAUAGGCCAGAUUUCAAGGACCUGAGCCCCUGGUUGGAGAGCAUUAACUUGAACGAGGUGGAGUGACCCUGUAGCUGAAGUGACAGGUGCUGACCACCAGGGGGAGGUGGAGACAACAUGUUUCUGAAGAAUGUUUGAGAGGUGGUAAUAGGUAGGACCUAUGGGACCAUGCACCUAGCAGUAGGCAGUUAGAAUAAAUAAGCAAAAUGCUUAUCUGAUUAGCAUUUGAGUAGCCGGCACAAAACUGACUUCAAGCAAGUCGGAAAAUUCAAGAACACCGAUGGUAAAGGACAGGCAGAGAUUGUCUGAGCAUCCUACUGCUGUUAGUCUGUGUUGAUUGUGUCUUUGACUGACCAAGGUGUUGAUAGAGAGAGGAGAGGACCCCUAUACCUGCAGUCUGAGCCACCUGCUUCUCUUCUGACCUCCCCUGUUUCCAUUCUGGAACAGGGAACACUGCUGAAAUCAUCCUGUGGAAUGUUGUUGCUGUUCUUUCAUAUGUUCUUUUUCUCCUUUCAUUCCAUGUUUGUAUUUAAGUAUAUACCGUUUCCCCACGUGUAAAUGCUUGAUUGUCCAUUUUCAUCAUCAUCAUUAAGUUAAAUCAUCAAGGUUAAGUGUGUGAAAAUGUUUUGGGGUUUUUUUUCUGUGAGAAAUGUUCCACUAUGUGUGUGUGUGUGAAUGGGAAAGAUACAGACAUUUUUUGUAAAGACAUUCAGUCAUCCCAAAGGUCAGUGGUGUGUGAUGUUAUGCAGGUGCUGCAUUCCCCCGUCUCUUCUGGUAAACUAGGUCACUGGCCAUUUAGUGUAUACACGCGCAGACACACACACGCAGACACACACUUGCACACACACUUUGUGUGUAUUAAAGCAUUUGUAUUCAGGGAGUCAGGUGGCUGAGCGGUGAGGCAAUCGGGCUAGUAAUCCGAAGAUUGCCAGUUCGAUUCCCGGUCAUGCCAACUGACAUUGUGUCCUUGGGCAAGGCACUUCACCCUACUUGCCUCGGGGGAAUGUCCCUGUACUUACUGUAAGUCGCUCUGGAUAAGA
Molecule: messenger RNA, 2605 nt
Organism: Osmerus eperlanus (European smelt)
Lineage: Eukaryota; Metazoa; Chordata; Actinopteri; Osmeriformes; Osmeridae
Product: protein-tyrosine kinase 6-like
Exons: 8
Coding region: 96-1631 (511 amino acids)
Biological process (GO): positive regulation of kinase activity; multicellular organism development; cell surface receptor protein tyrosine kinase signaling pathway
Cellular component (GO): plasma membrane; signaling receptor complex
Molecular function (GO): ATP binding; transmembrane receptor protein tyrosine kinase activity; protein binding
Source: RefSeq, a predicted model, not a curated record